AUGCCAAGCUGGGCACAACCAGCUUUUAAGGGGAUGACUCAGUUAAAUAGGGUUCAGAGUAAAGUUUAUGAGACUGCUCUGUUCAGAGCAGACAAUCUUUUACUCUGUGCCCCCACUGGAGCAGGGAAGACCAAUGUUGCUAUGCUCACGAUUCUGCAACAAAUAGGUUUGCAUAUGAAUGAAGAUGGUACUUUCAACCGCAGUGACUACAAGAUUGUCUAUGUGGCACCAAUGAAAGCCCUUGUUGCUGAAAUCGUUGGUAAUCUGUCUAAACGUUUGGAGCCCCACUAUGGCAUCAUUGUGAUGGAGUUGAGUGGAGAUCAGUCUUUGACCCGUCAACAAAUUGAAGAAACACAAAUCAUUGUCACCACUCCAGAAAAAUGGGAUAUUAUCACUAGAAAAUCCGGAGACCGCACUUACACUCAACUUGUUAAGCUUCUAAUUAUUGAUGAAAUUCAUCUUCUGCAUGAUAACAGAGGACCUGUUCUUGAGAGUAUUGUGGCAAGAACUGUUAGACAAAUUGAGACAACAAAGGAACAUAUUCGGUUGGUUGGGCUAUCUGCAACACUUCCCAAUUAUGAUGAUGUUGCGUUAUUUAUGCGAGUUGACUUGGAGAAAGGCCUGUUUCAUUUUGACAAUAGUUACAGACCUUGCCCACUUGCUCAACAGUAUAUUGGAAUUACAGUAAAGAAGCCAUUGCAGAGAUUUCAAUUGAUGAAUGAUAUUUGUUAUGAAAAGGUGAUUGGAGUGGCUGGGAAGCAUCAGGUGCUUAUAUUUGUGCAUUCAAGGAAAGAAACAACCAAGACUGCACGUGCAAUUAGAGACACUGCUCUUGCCAAUGACACCCUGGGGAUCUUUUUGAAAGAAGAUAGUGCAAGUCGUGAAAUUCUCCAUGAACAUACUGAGCUGGUGAAAAGCAAUGAUCUCAAGGAUCUGUUGCCUUAUGGUCUUGCAAUUCACAAUGCAGGAAUGGCUAGGGCUGAUCGUCAACUUGUUGAGGAACUGUUUGCUGAUGGACACAUUCAAGUACUUGUUUCAACAGCUACUCUUGCAUGGGGUGUGAACUUGCCUGCCCACACUGUGAUUAUUAAAGGAACCCAAAUUUAUAACCCAGAAAAAGGAGCCUGGACAGAGCUUAGUCCUCUGGAUGUCAUGCAGAUGUUGGGUCGUGCUGGGAGGCCACAGUUUGAUACUUAUGGUGAAGGAAUCAUUAUAACCGGACACAGUGAGCUGCAGUACUAUCUUUCAUUGAUGAAUCAACAGCUUCCUAUUGAAAGUCAGUUUGUGUCCAAAUUGGCUGAUCAGUUGAAUGCAGAAAUAGUCCUUGGAACCGUGCAGAAUGCAAAAGAAGCCCUCAAUUGGCUUGGUUACACUUAUUUAUACAUUCGUAUGGUGCGCAACCCUACACUUUAUGGUUUAUCAGCUGAUGCUCUGACAAGAGAUCUUUUACUUGUAGAUAGGAGAGCUGAUCUGGUCCAUUCUGCAGCUACAAUACUGGAUAAAAACAAUCUGGUGAAGUAUGAUAGAAAAAGUGGGUAUUUUCAGGUUACUGAUUUGGGUCGAAUCGCAAGUUACUACUACAUAACUCAUGGAACUAUUGCUACUUACAACGAGCAUUUGAAGCCCACCAUGAGCGAUAUUGAGCUUUGCAGAUUAUUUUCACUGAGUGAGGAGUUCAAAUAUGUAACAGUAAGACAAGAUGAGAAGAUGGAACUUGCAAAGCUUUUGGACCGUGUUCCUAUUCCCAUCAAGGAAAGUUUGGAAGAGCCCAGUGCAAAGAUCAAUGUCUUACUCCAGGCUUAUAUUUCCCAGUUAAAGCUUGAAGGACUUUCUUUGACAUCUGACAUGGUGUUCAUAACUCAGAGUGCGGGACGUCUUAUGCGUGCUCUUUUUGAGAUUGUAUUGAAAAGAGGAUGGGCACAGUUAGCCGAGAAAGCCUUGAACCUGUGCAAAUGAUUAACAAGAGGAUCUGGAGCGUACAAACCCCACUACGCCAAUUUCACGGUAUUAAAAAUGACAUUCUGAUGAAACUGGAGAAGAAGGAUCUGGCAUGGGAAAGAUAUUAUGAUCUGUCAUCACAAGAGCUAGGAGAGCUUGUUAGAGCACCAAAGUUAGGGAGAAAUCUUCACAAGUGCAUUCACCAAUUCCCAAAGCUUAAUCUUGCAGCACAUGUUCAACCAAUCACCCGCACCAUCUUGAAGGUGGAACUCACUAUCACUCCAGAUUUUCAGUGGGAAGACAGGAUUCAUGGGUAUGUGGAGCCGUUUGGGUGAUUGUAGAAGAUAAUGAUGGGGAAUACAUACUCCAUAAUGAGUAUUUCUUGUUGAAGAAACAAUACAUCGACGAGGAUCACACUUUGAGUUUCACAGUCCCGAUUUAUGAACCUUUGCCACCUCAGUACUUCAUUAAGGUUGUCUCGGACAGAUGGCUUGGAUCCCUGUCUGUUUUGUCUGUUUCUUUCCGCCACCUAAUCUUACCGGAAAAGUAUCCUCCACCAACAGAGCUGCUGGACUUGCAGCCACUCCCUGUGACUGCUUUGAGAAAUCCAUUAUAUGAAGCCCUUUAUCAAGAAUUCAAACACUUUAACCCUGUCCAAACUCAAGUCUUCACAGUUCUAUACAACACCGAUGACAAUGUGUUGGUUGCUGCACCAACUGGCAGUGGGAAGACCAUAUGUGCUGAGUUUGCAGUUUUAAGGAACCAUCAGAAAGUUUCGGAGGGAGUGAUGCGUGCUGUUUACAUUGCUCCUGUUGAAGCACUUGCCAAGGAGCGAUAUAAUGAAUGGAAAAAGAAAUUUGGAGAUGGUCUUGGGCUGAGAGUUUGCGAGUUGACCGGGGAAACAGCCACAGAUUUGAAGUUGCUGGAAAAAGGGCAGGUGAUAAUCAGCACUCCGGAUAGAUGGGAUGCUUUGUCUCGUAGAUGGAAGCAACGUAAGCAUAUUCAGCAAGUAAGUCUUUUUAUUGUUGAUGAGUUGCAUUUGAUUGGGGGUCAAGGUGGGCCAGUGUUGGAGGUGAUUGUCUCUAGGAUGAGAUACAUUGCUAGUCAAGGUCAUAACAUUCGGAUAGUGGCACUAUCCACUUCACUUGCAAAUGCCAAAGAUUUAGGUGAAUGGAUUGGGGCCACAUCACAUGGUCUUUUCAAUUUCCCACCAGGUGUUAGGCCUGUGCCCUUGGAAAUCCAUAUUCAGGGGAUAGACAUAGCUAAUUUUGAAGCCAGAAUGCAAGCCAUGAGCAAACCUACUUACACUGCUAUUGUCCAACAUGCCAAGAAUGGAAAACCAGCCAUUGUAUUUGUUCCAACAAGGAAGCAUGCAAGGUUAACUGCUGUGGAUCUGAUGACAUAUUCGAGUGCUGAAAGUACAUACGAGAAUGGAGAGAAGCCUUUGUUCUUACUUCAAUCUGAAAAUGAGAUAAGCCCGUUUGUUGAGCGGAUUAAAGAACCCAUGUUGAAGGAAACUCUGGUCUACGGUGUGGGAUAUUUGCAUGAGGGUCUAACCACAACUGACCAAGAUAUAGUCAGGACACUGUUUGAAACUGGUUGUAUUCAGGUAUGUGUGAUGAGUGGUACAAUGUGUUGGGGGGUUUCUCUUCGUGCACAUUUGGUGGUGGUUAUGGGAACACAGUACUAUGAUGGCCGGGAAAACGCACACACCGAUUAUCCAGUUACCGAUCUUCUUCAGAUGAUGGGCCAUGCAAGUCGGCCUCUUGUGGAUAACUCUGGAAAGUGUGUCAUCUUCUGCCAUGCACCACGUAAGGAAUACUACAAGAAGUUCUUAUUCGAAGCAUUCCCAGUUGAAAGCCAUCUGCAUCACCACCUACAUGAUAAUUUGAAUGCUGAGGUGGUUGUUGAAGUGAUUGCCAACAAGCAAGAUGCUGUUGAUUAUCUGACCUGGACAUUCAUGUACAGGAGGCUUACACAGAACCCAAAUUACUACAAUCUUCAAGGUGUGAGUCAAAGGCAUCUCUCGGAUCACCUGUCUGAACUUGUGGAGAACACUUUAAGCGACCUGGAAGCGAGUAAAUGUGUUACGAUUGAAGAUGAUUAUGAUCUUUCCCCUUUGAAUCUUGGUAUGAUUGCUUCUUAUUACUACAUCAGCUACACUACAAUAGAACGGUUCAGUUCUUCUUUGACCACCAAGACAAAGCUGAAGGGCCUUUUGGAGAUUUUGGCUUCCGCUUCAGAGUAUGAGCAACUUCCUGUUCGCCCUGGAGAAGAGGAUUUGAUACGUAGGUUGAUCCAUCAUCAGAGGUUUUCCUUUGAGAACCCGAAAUACGCGGACCCACACGUGAAGGCGAAUGCACUGCUACAAGCACACUUUGCUAGACAAACGGUAGGUGGGAAUCUUGGUUCUGACCAGCAAGAAGUGGUGCUAUCUGCAAGCAGGUUGCUUCAGGCCAUGGUUGAUGUUAUUUCAAGCAAUGGAUGGCUUAGCUUGGCUCUUCUGGCCAUGGAAGUGAGCCAGAUGGUGACACAGGGCAUGUGGGAGAGAGACUCUGUUCUGUUACAGCUGCCUCAUUUUACAAAAGAUGUAGCCAAGAGAUGCCAGGAAAACCCUGGAAGGAGUAUAGAGACUGUGUUUGACUUGGUGGAAAUGGAGGACGAUGAGAGAAGGGAGCUGUUACAGAUGUCGGAUCCUCAGCUCAUGGAUAUCGCAAAGUUUUGCAACCGGUUCCCUAAUAUCGAUUUGUCGUAUGAUGUGGUGGAUGGUGACAACAUUAGGGCUGGAGAGGAGUUUACUAUGGUGGUGACUCUUGAAAGGGAUUUAGAGGGUAGGACUGAGGUGGGACCGGUGGAUGCCCCGAGGUAUCCAAAAGGUAAAGAGGAAGGUUGGUGGUUGGUGGUUGGUGACACAAAGAGCAACCAGUUGCUUGCAAUCAAGAGGGUUUCGUUGCAGAGGAAGGCCAAGGUGAAGCUUGAUAACAUCACUGCUCCAAGUGAUGCAGUUGGGAAGAAAAGCUUUACUCUGUAUUUCAUGUGUGACUUCUUACAUGGGAUGCGACCAGGAGUAUAGCUUUUCUGUUGAUGUCAAAGCAGGAAGAGGAAGAGAAUGAUAUGACAUGAUUUGUAAGUUUUUUGCAGUUUGAUGUUUUUGUUUUAGAUGAAGUGUUGUUGGAAGUGGUUUGUUUUGUUUUGGAAAUUUGCAGUGAUUUGGUUGUCUGGUGUCCUCUGUUUUGUUAGAAGUCUGGUGAAAUAAUAUUGAGGGGGUGGUUGGGAUUUUGCUUAUUUAAAACAACUUAAUGCUUUUUUGUAAAACUGCUAAGUUGCUUAUCUGGUGUCAGAAAGCAAUUUUUUAAACAGUGUUUGGAUUAGUUUAUGCAGUACCAAAACGUAAUAAGUUGAAAAUGUAUUUUUUUUAGUGUUAGGUAAAUUCUGAUUAUGCAACUAACAAAAACUUGUUUUAAUAUAUCCAAACACACUUAAAAAGAAACUGCAAUAAGGCAAUAAGCAAAAUCCCAAACACACCCUGAAUCAGCAACAGGUAGUUUCUCCCUUAUUUUGGUGGUGGGUGAUAAUGAUAUCAUAAUGAAGUAUCUGGAUAAGCAUAUACCCUUUAAGUAUUGUUAAAAUUUGUGAAGAAGAUGAUGAUGAUGUUAAAUUGUAAAAAAUGAAAUGAGGAUGACAUGUUUCAGGUGCCUGGAUUAGCACAGAUGUAGACUUGCAGACCGGCAAAGAAUCACAAUCAGGUUCGUAUAAAAGAAAUAAAAAGGCAUUUUGACACCUUAACAGAGUGACACGUGAGGCAUAUCUAUGUUAAUUUGGACUAAUUUUAUUGAUUUUUUUACUUUGACUAUAUGGGUAUAUGAGGUAACUUAAGUGUACACGUAAAUCAAAAGACUUGAUAAGCCUUUGUGACCUCCGGUUUCAUCUGUUUUCUCUUCACCAUCACACCCUCUAACAGUAUAUUUUAUGGAAAGAAGUUCAUGUUCCCUAGUUUUUGUGAAAGAAGUGGCAAGAAAAGAAAGGGAGAAUGGUUCCUAACUCUCCUAAAAUGGAGGGAUUUGGAGCCUACUGAUAUAAGGCAAUGAUAUUUAUUAUUUACCAAAUUACCCUCUACCUCAUCAAAAGUAGUAUAAUUCAUUCACAUUCACAAGGUAAAAAAUCUGCUUCUUCGUCACUGUUGCUCUCAGCCAACAGCACGUAUCUUCUUUGUCCCUCCCUGCCAGGUAUGUUGUACAGUACUUGUUGUUUUUCCUUCUUUGUUGCAGUUUAAAAAAAAAAAACCAAUAUUGUAAGAGAUUUUUGCACAAACGAAGAUGAUAUGCCUACUUAUCAUAAACAUUUAUAUUAUUGCAUUUGAUUUUACAAUGCUAUAGCCUGGACUCUACUUUAGAGAAGGUGAUGGGUUUUAUUUGCUGAAACUAUCGUUAAUGUUUCCUUUCCUUUAACUUCUGGUCCAUCUGAUUGCUUUUUGAGCCUUGAGUAGCCUAACAACAACAAAAAAAAAAAAAAAAAAAAAUUUAAUUUACAUGAUGAGUGAUUGAUUGAUAUGAAGUUUUUGUAUUAGAUAGAUUAGCUUCUGCACUCUGAUUAAAUGAAUGGAUAGGAUAUAUCAUGUUUACUAAUUAAACCAGUGGCAGCCAAAAAAUGUUUGGCUUCCCUUCCCUAUUUAAAAGGAAAAGGAUAUGAAUCAUGUUUGUUGUUGUUAUAUUCACAUUUCACCCAUAAGGAUAAGGAUAAAGGAUGUUGCUUCUGCUGUUUUUAGUGUCAAGAUACAAGAAUUAAGUUGAUUGCUAUUUAAGAGUGUGAAAAGUUUGAUGCUAACUGGUCGGUCACUGCUGUUAUUAUCCCAACCCCAAAUUGAUUUUGAUUAUUCAGGCAUUUGGUGUCAUUUAUGAUUGACCAACCUUUUUCUUGUUUUUAGGGACCCAUUUUGCAGGUUGAAGUUGAACAAGGCUUUAUGUUUAUUUACAAGUGAUUUUAACUUUUUAACUUCUAUGUUUAAGCAUUGGUGUAUUUAAUUUUUUUUAUAGGUUGCUUAGUUAAUACAAACAAGUGGUGAUUGCAAGUGUGUUGCGGCUUUCAUUUAUUAAUUUUUUUUGGA
Molecule: messenger RNA, 7042 nt
Organism: Lactuca virosa
Lineage: Eukaryota; Viridiplantae; Streptophyta; Magnoliopsida; Asterales; Asteraceae
Source: the annotation of a GenBank genome assembly